Molecule: messenger RNA, 2329 nt
Organism: Passer domesticus (house sparrow)
Lineage: Eukaryota; Metazoa; Chordata; Aves; Passeriformes; Passeridae
Gene: ATP1B4
Product: ATPase Na+/K+ transporting family member beta 4
Exons: 9
Coding region: 122-1087 (321 amino acids)
Biological process (GO): sodium ion transport; potassium ion transport; regulation of DNA-templated transcription
Cellular component (GO): nuclear inner membrane; sodium:potassium-exchanging ATPase complex
Source: RefSeq, a predicted model, not a curated record
GGCUGCUCCAAAGGGCACCAGAUGCCAGAGCACUCAAGAUAGGAUCCUGCCGCCUUGAGCUUCCCCCGUUAGGAAAACAAGUUAUUUUUUGAUCCACUCCUGAAGAGCAAGGUUCUGCGGAAUGGCCAGCAACACCAGCACCAGUGGCGUGGAGCUCAGGAGCCCCAGCCAGAACGUGGAAAAUAAGCAUGAGGAGAAGGUCCAGGAUCCUGACAGAGAGAAGGACGAGCCUAAGGCAGACAUGGGGAGCAAAACCUGGGCAGACCUGGCUGGGGAGAUGAAGAUAUUCUUGUGGAACCCGGAGGAGAGAACAUGCUUGGGGAGAACAGCCAAGAGCUGGGGCUUGAUCUUACUGUUUUACUUCAUUUUCUACACGUGCCUGGCGGGAAUGUUUGCCUUCUGCCUGUAUGUGAUGCUGCUCACGCUCAGCCCCUACACGCCCAGGUUCCGGGACCGUGUGUCUCCACCAGGAGUGAUGAUCAGACCAUACUUGAAUGGCUUCACCAUUGCCUUCAAUGUCUCCCAGCCCAACACGUGGCAGCCCUACGUGGACAGCAUGCACCACUUCCUAGCAGCUUAUGAUGACAAAGUUCAGGAGGAGAAGAAUAUCGAGUGUGUCCCAGGCCAGUACUUCAUCCAGGGGGGCAAUGACAGUGAGGAGAAGAAGGCGUGCCAGUUCAAGCGCUCGCUGCUGCAGAACUGCUCCGGCAUCGAGGACCCAACGUUUGGCUACUCCAGAGGCCAGCCCUGCAUCCUGCUGAAGAUGAACCGGAUCAUAGGCUACCGCCCUGGUGCCGGGGUCCCCGUGAGCGUGGACUGCAAAGUGCAGAAAGGCAAUGAGAGUCACCUCAGGUCGGUGGAUUUCUACCCUGGGAAUGGGACAUUUGACCUCAUGUAUUAUCCCUACUAUGGCAAGUUCACCCACGUCAACUACACCUCCCCUCUGGUGGCUAUGCACUUUACAGACGUGCAGAGGAAUUACUUGGUCCCCAUCCAGUGCAGUCUGAAUGGGAAAGGAAUUAUCAACGACCUGAACAGCGACCGCUUCCUGGGCCGAAUCAUCUUCACCCUCAGCAUUGGGAAGUAGCCCCUGCCAACACCAGGCACUUAGGUUAAGUCAAUCAAAGGCCUUUUCCUUUUUAAAGCAUCAAGCCAGCAUUUUUUUCUGCUAGGAAAAACAGGCACGUGGAGAUUAUUGUUAAUUUAUUUUUGUUCAUAGUUAGGAAACCAAUGAAAAGCGUGGAUUCACAUUUUUCAUCUUCUGAUGUAAAUCAUUAUUAGUAAAAAUUAGAAAUUUUUCUCUGGGGAGAGAACCUGCAAAAGAUUUCACUUUUGAUUGAAAAAAACCUCUGGUAUCCAAAUGCUAUUUUCAUAACUUCUUUUAUGAGUGAUCCCUGUGGAAUGCAUCUUUCCUGGCUUUAAAUUUUAUUUUUUAGAAUAGUUUUAUAUGCAUUUCUCAGGCAAAAGCUAAAAAGGAGGUAGUUUAUUAGCACUAUUCUUGUUAAAAUAAUAAACAGCAAAAAUCCUGGAUUAUUCCUGCAAUAACAGAGUGGAAAAGUGAAAAUGGCAGCUCUCAAAAUGCUUUCCAGCCCCAGAAGCAUCUUGACUGCAGCAUUUUACACAGCUUGUUGAUCACACCCAAGGUGUUGAGUAAGGGCCACAGAAAAUCGUUUGGCCUUGAACCCUUCCAGCUGUUCCUUUCUAAAGUGGGAAGAUGAAUGCAUUUCUCCCUCCCUCCUCCUCACUGCAGCACUCCUCCCUGCCCCAGGGAUCCUCACCCAGUCUCUUGGACAGGAUGAGUGAGAGGAUCUCUCUUGUCACAGUUCACAGGCUGGCAGUGCCUCCCGCUCAGGCACUGCCCAAAGCUCUCAGACCUGUUCAUCCCCAUUCCAGAGAGGUCACAGCUGUAAUGAGGCAGCAAAAUGCAGGGAAAUGCUCAGUCCUCUCACAGCUGAGGGGACAGUGUUGGGGUGAGUGAGGGCAUCUGUCUGAGGGGACAGUGUUGGGGUGAGUGAGGGCAUCUGUCACCCCAAAGGCUGAUGAGACACAGAGCGCGCUGCCCUGAGCAGCCCGAGCCUGCCUCGGAUGGGACAGAGACCAGCUGCACUCUGCUUGCUGGGAGCUACAAAACACAGCAGGACAGGACACCUUGGGUAAAGUACUGCUGGGAAAGCACACUUACUAAAAUUACUGCCUGAACAGGGGCAUUAUGGAAUGUUUGUCCUACAUCCAUAGCCAAGGAACUUCAUCUGCCGUCAUUUCCUGAUCUAUAUCAGUCUCUAAGAAGUGAUUUUUUCUAUUUAAAAUAAAGCGACUACAGUAAAAUUAA